AUGUCCUCGUACCAUCUCAGCACGCGAGAGCGGCUACUGGCCAUCAUAAACGAUAUAGAAAUCGUCGCCAAGGAACUGAUCGAGAAUACCAUCGCUCCGAAGGCACAGAAAAUGUCCAGUACCGACCACGCUCAGCUGGUCGAACUGCUCGUGUUGAAAGACAAGGAAUUGAAAUCAACCCUUCAGUUAGCUGCGGAACAGGCUGGUAUUGAGAAGAACAUGGAUGCGUUACGGGAGCAGGUGCGGAAACAGGACGAAGAAAUCAACCAACUUCAGAAGCAGCUGAAGGAAGCGGAACAAAUUCUUGCUACGUCCAUAUUCCAAGCGCGACAAAAGCUGGCCAGUAUUACGAAGGCUAACAAAAGGCCAGUUUCGUCGGAGGAACUCAUCAAGUUUGCCCACCGCAUCAGUGCGUCACACGCGAUUUGUGCACCGCUUACUUGGCAGCAGGGUGACCUACGCCGGCCAUACCCAACAGAUAUUGAAAUGCGACUAGGAUUUCUGGGAAAGUCGGAUCUCAACAUCAAUGGACACAAUCUGCAACAUCCCAACAGUUUGAACGAGAUGCAUCGAAACACGUCCGUGUCGGGGGCAGCGGGCGGUGCCGGAGCCGGCGGUGAGAUUCCGGCAUCGGCACAGAACCAGUUUGCAUGGCAUCCUUCCGGGGAGUUGCAUAUGUCGAUGGGCUCCGGUGGUGGAUCAGUUUCGUUGGACACACGGGCGCAUAAGGAUGCAUCGCAGGAUGAUGUGGAAGUUAUGUCCACGGAAAGUUCCAGCUCGAGCUCUAGCGAUUCCCAAUGAGCGCUGGUGAUUGUGGUGAUUGUUUAGCAUUAAGUAUUUGCCGUGUAAUAUUAGCAUGUCGCAAGUCGUGACUGGAAAAUGA
Molecule: messenger RNA, 883 nt
Organism: Anopheles marshallii
Lineage: Eukaryota; Metazoa; Arthropoda; Insecta; Diptera; Culicidae
Gene: MED4
Product: mediator of RNA polymerase II transcription subunit 4
Exons: 2
Coding region: 1-801 (266 amino acids)
Biological process (GO): regulation of transcription by RNA polymerase II
Cellular component (GO): mediator complex; core mediator complex
Molecular function (GO): transcription coregulator activity
Source: RefSeq, a predicted model, not a curated record